Alternaria novae-zelandiae is the source of this 1314-nucleotide messenger RNA. RefSeq lists its product as uncharacterized. NCBI's taxonomy places the organism in Eukaryota, Fungi, Ascomycota, Dothideomycetes, Pleosporales, Pleosporaceae. The transcript has a single exon. The record is from RefSeq and is a predicted model, not a curated record. Bases 1 to 1314 code for a protein of 437 amino acids. Gene Ontology annotation, molecular function: protein binding.
AUGGCGCAACUUCUGGAUCUACCCACGGAGAUAUUCCAAAACAUCAUCCACUCGCUCAACUCGGAUAGCCCCAGGGCCACUUGGAAACUUCGAAGCGUUUGUCACACUUUCGCUGGCGAAAUCAAGCAUGACCUGCUCAGCAAUCAGCCCAAGCAUAUCGUUGGAUUGAUCCCGGGAGUCAUCACUGCCAACAUCACAACGUAUAUACUUGCCCAUCUGAACAAGCCCGCCGAUGUCGACAACCGGCUACUCAAUACGAUCCACCGAAUGAUUGACUAUUUGGUUUCGGAACUCUCAAUCCCAGAAGGGCAGCGGAAGAAGACUGAGACCCGCAUGGUUGAAGGUCUUGUCCGAGUCACUGGUCCUGACGAAGUAAUGUAUAUGAUGAUGAAUUGGAGGCGUUCCUACCGCCACCCAGCCAUUCAGUUGAGGAACAAUCCAGAAAACGGCGCGGACAUUCACCACUGGGAGAAGAUCGUAGCGGCUAUGUCGACUCAGGCAAUUGACUUGAUUCGCCCUCUGCUAGCGCAAAUGCCUCCCGCGAUUUGGUCUCCUUACACGACCUUCGGCGAAGGCCCUCUGGUAAUGGCUGUGACUUCGAAACACGACGAGCUUUUCGAUGCAGUCUUACACCACCUGAAUAACCUCAAGAAGUCGGUCAAACGUGAUACUCUAGGUCCUUACGACUACAACUUUGCAGAAGCGAUUUGCUCCGCUAUCCGGGCUGGCAAUACACGCUUCGUGGAUGAGCUUGUCAAGUUCCGCCAGACAAUAUUCCGCAGGGUUGAGAAGCGCACGUACAACGGGUGGCUCGAGAUCGGUAUCGAGAAUGGAAACACAGACGUAGUAGAGUCUAUUCUACGCCUGAACCCAUCAGGCAGCCUGGUCAAUAAUCGCCUCUUCACAAUUGCAUGUCGUACUGGUAAUGUUGACAUGGUCAACUUGCUUCUGGACGACGAAGAAUUGGACAUCAACGACGGAACCCUUUUCACCAACUUCCUCUGCUGCGCCAUCAAGGUCAGCGACAUCCCGGUCGUCGCCGCGGUCCUGGAUGCAGGUGCAGAUGUCAAUGGCGCCUUUCCUAGGUACCAGCGGUCCACAGAGACGGUUUCGCCGAUGGAAGUUGCUCUCAACCGAAACAGCAAGGAGUUACUGGAAUUGCUCAUGAGCAGGGGAGCCACAAUGCCGCCUCGGGCGCGCUGGCCCAAGACCAAGAUGCUAUACACCAUGAUCCGCGAGGUCGCGAUCGCGAACGGGGCAACAGACAUUCCCGCAUACAGUAUUUCACUGAGGCGAGGUCUCGAUGAGAUUUGA